Messenger RNA from Danio aesculapii, 504 nucleotides. Its product is annotated as CMRF35-like molecule 6. Bases 1 to 504 code for a protein of 167 amino acids. Lineage: Eukaryota; Metazoa; Chordata; Actinopteri; Cypriniformes; Danionidae. The transcript has 4 exons. The record is from RefSeq and is a predicted model, not a curated record.
AUGACUUUAACAGUGAACAAAGCUAAAGUGGGCGUGUCUACAGUGAUUGGCUCCUCAGGAGCUGCUCUGAUGAUCAAGUGUAAAUAUCCUCAACACAAAACCAAGACAAAAUACAUCUGUAAAGAAUCAUCAGCUGGAUGUUCAGGAGAUCAGGAGGAAUGGAUGAAGAAUGGAGAUGUUUCUGUAGAUGACGACACCAGAGCAGGAGUCUUGAUGGUGUUUUUUAGAGAGCUGAAAGCUGCAGAUGCAGGAACAUACAGGUGUGGAGUGAAGGACUCUGAAUAUACUGAGAGAUUCACUCAACUUCAGCUCAACAUCACACAUGAUGCAAAAUAUCCAAAAGUCAUGACUGAAUCUGUUCAUCUUGGUGGAGAAGUGAACAUCAGCUGUCAAAUGCCAAAAAAACUGAAAGUAUAUUUCGGCAAAGAGGAGGAUCAUAAGAGCUGCCAGACAACAAGAGCAUCUGAAGAGCCCCAAAAGAGUCCUUGGGCAUCAGUAAUGUGA